Xenopus laevis (African clawed frog) is the source of this 2508-nucleotide messenger RNA. Its product is annotated as extracellular calcium-sensing receptor. The coding region runs from base 1 to 2508 and encodes 835 amino acids. The record is from RefSeq and is a predicted model, not a curated record. The transcript has 6 exons. NCBI's taxonomy places the organism in Eukaryota, Metazoa, Chordata, Amphibia, Anura, Pipidae.
AUGAAGAGAAGGGCUCUGUUUGGGUGGAAAUACCAUGAGCUCAGUCUUGGCCAAGUUGAGCUUGAGGUGGCAUUGAUUCAUGCAGGAAGAGAUAGCUACAAAGCAGUCUGCUAUCUGGGUUUGGAACGUCAGAGGUUUGGUACUGGUUAUUACCAGAUCAUGCAGGCUCUAAUAUUUGCUGUGGAGGAGAUUAACGCAGACCCUGAACUCCUUCCUAACAUCACACUGGGUUUCCAGAUUUUCGAUACGUGCACUACUUUAAAAGAAGCAGCAAAAGGUACUCUUUGGAUACUGUCAGGAGGACAAGUAAUAACUCCCAAUUAUCACUGCCACAAAGGAGCUCCUCUUGCUGGUAUUAUUGGUGACUCCGGUUCCACACGAUCAAUUCUUAUGGCCCAGUUCUUGGGACUCUACAGAUACCCACAAAUCAGUUAUUUUGCCACCAACCCUGUUCUUAGCAAUCGGAACCAAUUUCCAACUUUUUUCCGUACCAUUCCUAGUGAUGAAUUUCAAAUGAGAGGGUUGGCUGAGCUUGUCUCUCAUUUUGGUUGGACUUGGAUUGGCCUUCUAGCUACAGAUGAUGACUAUGGACAAUUUGGAAUUCAGAUGAUGAGAGAAAAAUUAACAGACUCCGGAGUUUGUGUGGCUUUUAUUGAGACUAUCUUACUCGGACAGUCCAACAGAAAUGCUCCUCAUGUUGUCCGGAUCAUAAGGGAGUCAACUGCAAAAGUAGUGGUGGUGAUAGCCUCUGAUUCUGAUUUUGUGCUUGUGGUAAACGAGGCACUGAGGCAAAAUGUAACAGGAAAUAUCUGGAUAGGCAGUGAAGGCUGGGCAAAUUCUGCUCUACUAUCUCAUGAACUUUUCCAGGUGGUGCUAAAAGGUAGCAUUGGUUUUGCUAUCCAUGGUGGCCGAAUGCCAGAAUUCACUAGAUAUCUAAAGAAUCUCCACCCAUCAAAAGAUCUCAGCGACAUUUUCAUAAGGGAAUUCUGGGCAAUAACAUUUUCUUGUAAGUGGUUAAGCUAUGACAAUAAAGUAGAUUUGAUAUCCAAUGAUUCCAUUCAAGUUUGUACAGGAACUGAAAAUCUACAGAGCCUAAUGACUGAAGAAGUUCAUAGAGCAUCUCUCAAUGUCUACAAUGCAGUUUAUGCAAUGGCUUGGGCUCUGCAAGGAUUGUUUCAUUGUACUUCUGGAUAUGGACCAUUCCAUGAUGGGACCUGUGUGGAUAUCUCAUCAUUGCACCCUUGGCAUGUUCUUUACUAUACUAAAAAAGUAAACUUCAAGGCCAAAGGUGGACUUCAAGUAUUUUUUGAUGCAAGAGGAAAUCCUCCAGCUAUCUAUGACAUUGUGAACUGGCGUGUGAGUGCCAAGGGAGCACUGGAGCAGAUUGUCAUUGGCAGUUAUGACUUGAGUGCUGCAGAGAACUCAAUGCAAAUAGAAAGAGAUGUCAUCAGAUGGGCCAAUAACAACACUCAGGUCCCUCAAUCCAUGUGCAGCCCAAGCUGUGCCUCAGGAUUUAGGAAGGUCUUAAUUACUGGAAAUCCACUUUGCUGCUAUGAAUGUGCCCGGUGUCCUCAGGGACAGAUUUCAAACCAAACAGAUGCUGUGGAAUGUCUUCCAUGUUCCUGGGACACAUGGCCCAAUCUACAACAGGACAGAUGUUUACCAAGACCUACAGAGUUUCUUUCCUAUGAAGAACCUUUGGGUUACAUCUUAGCAGCCAUCGCCAGCACCUCUUCGAUUAUUCCACUUUUUAUUUCAGUUGUUUUUAUUAGUUACAACAAAACACCAAUAGUCCGAGCCAACAACUAUUCCCUCAGCUGCCUUCUCCUGCUCUCCCUGUUCCUCUGUUUCCUUUGCUCCUUAUGGUUCAUUGGUUACCCACAACCUGAAAAUUGUCUUCUGCGCCAGGUGGCAUUUGGGAUGGUUUUUGCUCUCUGUAUCUCCUGUGUUCUGGCCAAAACCAUCACUGUUGUCAUUGCCUUUAAUGCAACUAAACCAGGCAGCAGGUUAAGAAAGUGGACAGGGGUGAAGGUGUCCUACUGUGUCAUUGUGUUGUGUUCCUUUCUUCAAAUUAUCCUUUGUGCCUUUUGGUUAAUAUUCUCUCCUCCCUUUUCUGAACUUGACACUGACACAAAACCUGGAGUCAUCAUUGUUAACUGCAAUGAAGGGUCACUCACUGCUUUCUGGUGCAUGCUGGGAUACCUUGGACUCUUGGCCACCAUCAGUUUCAUUGUUGCCUUCUUGGCCAGACGACUCCCUGACAGUUUCAAUGAAGCCAAAUUUAUCACAUUCAGUAUGUUGGCUUUCCUCAGUGUCUGGGUGUCCUUUAUCCCAGCCUAUCUCAGUGCAAAGGGCAUGUAUACUGUGGCAAUGGAAGUCUUUGCCAUCUUGUCUUCCACGUGGGCUGUGGUGAUCUGUAUCUUUGUACCAAAAUGUUUCAUUGUAUUGUUCAGGCCCAGAAUGAACUCCAGAGAACAUCUAAUGAGCAAAGGUAGCGUUCAAAAGUAA